CUUGUCAAUCGGGUUGCAGCGACUGUGACAAGCUUCACGCAUAAUCUUAUCUACCCGAUUUCUGUGCCUGCAUUUUCGGAGAAACUCGCCCAUCUUUUUCUCGCCAUAAAGCUACCGACUGUGAAAAUACUCCCAAGGGCAAACGCUGAUGCGCUUGAAACUCUAGAGUUACGCAAUUGUCCUGCUGACUUUCCAUGGACCAGUUUUACCAACGGCCAAACCUCUGGCAGCAUCAUCUUUCCCCAACUGAAAAAGCUAUGUUGGCUUUUUUGUUGUUAAUUCUCAGCGUGCGAGGAUGAACAAUGGGGAUUCUGAGCUCAAUCAUAAUUUCCAGAUAGCCCUUCCUGCUCUUGAGUAUCUAGGUCUUGAUAAUUGGAACUCUGAUGUUAAGGAAAUCAGCACUGCUCUGUUUCCCGCAUACAUGGCCAAUAUUUACAUUUUGAGAUCAAUUCAAGCGAUCCAGUCGUUUUUCUGGCACAAAUUCAACGGAUUUGGCAACUUCAAAAUUGGAAUAACAAGCUGUUACGGUGUGACAGACAUGGAAACUUUCUAUGAGACGGCCAACAGAUUUUUCAACUGCUUGUGCAUCGAUGGUAAAGCAGCGUUGUAUCUUGAUUUUGAUUGUUAUGAUCUUGACGCAGACAGGAUCAACUGGACCAACAUUACUUUAUUGAUCCUCGGGGAUUAUAUUAAGAUUGAGACGAUUGCUGCGCUUCUUCCUCGUCUACCCUCACUGACUAACCUAAAAGCCCGCAAUUUACUAGACAGUGAGGGCCCAUAUGAUUUUGGCGCUCUUGAUCAGUUUACGCCCUCCAAUCUCCCCAGUGUUUCGACUGCAGCGCCAUUAUCCACCUCGGUGAAAAGUAUCAAGCUUAAAUAUAAUGAAGGUGAUUAUAUUUGUGGACCAUUAGAAUACAGAGUCCUGCAACUCAUUUUGCUCGUCCCUUCUCUGAAAUUUUACUUGUAUCAUACGACAGUAUUGAAAGCUUUAAGCUUUUAAAGAAAAAAUAUGGCGAUAAGUAUCCUCACUUGGGUAACAUACAUUUUUUGAUAUAUCACAGGAUUACUGAGUUUCAUUUAACAGAUUUGUCGUUUAAUUUAAAUAAUUUUAUACAUUGU
Messenger RNA from Kickxella alabastrina, 1119 nucleotides. RefSeq lists its product as uncharacterized. The transcript has a single exon. NCBI's taxonomy places the organism in Eukaryota, Fungi, Kickxellomycota, Kickxellomycetes, Kickxellales, Kickxellaceae. Bases 296 to 1000 code for a protein of 234 amino acids. The record is from RefSeq and is a predicted model, not a curated record.